AUGGGGAGCUUCACUGUCUGGGACUACGUGGUCUUUGCAGCCAUGCUGCUGGUCUCGGCCAUCAUCGGGGUCUACUAUGCCUUUGUGGGAGGAGGACAGAAGACAUCUAAAGACUUCCUCAUGGCGGGCCGCAGCAUGAGCGCUCUCCCUGUCGCGCUCUCCCUCACCGCCAGCUUCAUGUCAGCUGUCACCGUACUGGGCACCCCUGCCGAGAUCUACCGCUACGGUGCCAUCUUCUGCAUCUUUGCCAUCACCUAUGGCCUGGUGGUGCUGUGCAGUGCUGAGAUCUUCCUACCUGUCUUCUACAAGCUGGGCAUUACCAGCACCUAUGAGUAUUUAGAGCUUCGAUUUAAUAAAUACCUGCGCCUCUGUGGAACGGUCCUCUUCAUUAUACAAACGACUUUGUACACUGGUAUUGUAAUUUAUGCUCCAGCUUUAGCACUAAAUCAAGUUACUGGCUUUGACUUGUGGGGUGCAGUGGUGGCAACCGGCGUGGUCUGUACUUUCUACUGCACACUGGGUGGUCUGAAGGCAGUGGUGUGGACAGAUGUUUUCCAGGUUGGAAUCAUGGUUGCUGGAUUUUCAUCUGUGAUUAUACGAGCUGUGGUGGUUCAGGAGGGAAUUGAACGUAUCAUAAACGAUUCCUACUAUGGAGGAAGAUUAAACUUCUGGGACUUUAAUCCCGAUCCUUUGCAAAGGCACACCUUCUGGACAAUUGUUAUAGGUGGGACUUUCACAUGGACUAGCAUAUAUGGGGUAAACCAGUCUCAAGUACAGAGGUACAUUUCAUGCAAAAGCAGGUUCCACGCAAAACUGUCGCUGUACAUCAACCUGGUGGGCCUCUGGGCGAUACUGGCCUGUGCGGUGCUGUGCGGCCUGGCCCUCUACUCCAUUUACAAGGACUGCGACCCAUGGUCGGCAAAGCAGGUGUCGGCACUCGAUCAGCUAAUGCCAUACCUAGUGCUGGAUAUUCUCCAUGAUUUUCCAGGAGUGCCAGGGCUUUUUGUGGCUAGUGCCUACAGUGGGACAUUAAGUACAGUGUCCUCCAGCAUCAAUGCUCUGGCUGCCGUGACUGUUGAAGACCUGAUCAAGCCAUACUUCAGAUCCCUCUCUGAAAAGAAGUUGUCAUGGAUUUCCAUGGGGAUGAGCCUGUUUUAUGGUGGAAUCUGCAUUGCCAUGGCUGCACUGGCAUCGCUCCUGGGAGCCUUGUUGCAGGCAGCGCUCAGCAUUUUUGGCAUGGUUGGUGGCCCCCUUUUAGGACUGUUUGCCUUGGGAAUCCUUUGCUCCUUUGCAAAUGGAAUUGGUGCAUUUGUGGGUCUUGUCAGUGGCUUUGUUAUUUCACUUUGGGUUGGAAUUGGAUCUCAGAUUUAUCCUCCACUCCCAGAGAAGACCAAGCCACUAUACCUCUCAACUGCGGGCUGUAACAUAUCCCUGGGAAAUUUGACAUCAACAGAAAAUCCAUUAACAACAGUCUUCAGCACAACAACUGCAGAGAGGCCUGCCCUGGCAGACAACUGGUAUUCCUUGUCUUAUCUUUACUUCAGCACACUUGGGACACUUAUCACAGUAACUGUGGGAAUAAUUAUCAGCCUCCUAACAGGAGGACUAAAGCAGAACACAGACUGUAAAUUCCUGCUGACUAAGGAAGAUUUCCUGUCCAACUUCUCAUGGUCUAAAUCUGAGACAGAGGUGUUGAACUGGAAACCAUUUACCAUGGCUGAUGAAGGAACAGACAACCCUGCUUUCAGCCACAUUGAAAUGGAUGUUGCAGAUAGUAAGAACAAAGUCAAUGGCCUUCAUAUGUGACAUGGGGCCACGUCAGCCCACGAGGACAGUUUUGUUCAUGUAAAGCACUGUUGACAUUCCUGUGUCGGGUCAGUUACCAGCCCUGCUGGGGUCACGGGCAGGUGUCUGCUGAGCUUCAUGGCACUGUCACCCUUGCAUGACUUUGACAUUAGUCAAGAAAGGAAUCAGGUCUUUCUUGCACUUCCUCAUUCUCUUACUCUGGAUCUUGGUGACAGGGCUUAAGGCAAUGUUUCUAUGUGAAAUAUUUGCCUGAUAUUCUUGAGCCUCCUGGAAAAUAUCUGCUUUUAAUCUCAGUUCACUCUCGGAGUAAAUUUUUUACUUGAUAAGAGCACUGUUCUCCCAGACAUGGUGGUGGUUCUUCUUUUUUUUUUUUUUUCUUUUUUCUUUUAAGACAUUGAAAGUAUGAAGAGAUUAGCGCUGCAGGACCAUAUCAGAUUACAGGAAACAGUAGGUCUUCUUUAUGUACAGGAGGUAUAUUUAGUGCCAUCUGAUUCCUUUGUAGAAUUGAUCUUGAAAGCAUAUUUAUUUUGCUGGUUUUGUUGUAUGUGUUCGUUUUUAUUAAGGCACUUGUUCCCUAUUUACCUGCACGUCCUCCUCUGUGCUCACUGCUGGAAGCUACAAGAAUGUCUUUGGUGAUAGGUAGAGUCAAGAGUCAGUAAUGUCCUUCCCUUCACACCCCAUCUCCCUCUUCUGCCCUGUCUUACCCUUACAGAGUUGGUCCUCAUGAAGAAAAUGAGCUAUUUGGGCUUUUUGUUCAAUGCCAUAGAGCAGAACACAGUAGUCUUCUAGUUCAUGCCCAGUGUGCUGUGCUGGACAAGAGGCGAGGCUGCAUCUGCAGUUGCCACUGCUGUUAUCUGCGGAGCUGUGACCUGAAACUUCACGUAGCCAUUUGUGUUCCUGCAGUCCCUGUUGUCACUCUAGGAAUUCAUGGUCAAGGUUGGUCAAGAUCAGGCAAGAGCACAUUGUGUGUUUUGGCAGACAGUCCACUGCGCAGUGCCCCAGGAUGGGGAAGGGAUCGCAGAGGAUGUCAUUUGGUGAAGGCUUGUCCAGGGCUGCAGGGCACGGGAUGGCUUAUCCUCUGGCUGGGCUGCCAGGAGAGACUGAGCAGUACAACCGUUCCAGACCGUGUACGGUACUGGUGGUUUGGGAGGGUGAAAAUCGCUAUUGCUUCCUUCUCCUGUACAGCAGGGAACAGACUCUGAUCCACUGUGUUGUUUUUGUACUGCAAACUUUUUGCCAUAGCUAAACAUGAGCAUUUAAAAUCUUCUAGAACAGCAGAAUCAAGUUGGCAAAUAAAAGCCGUUGCAGGAAAGUUGAGCUGUGAAGCUUAGAAAGCAGUCAUGCUUGAGAAUCAAAUACAAAACUGCAUGUUUUAAGUGCUUUAUAAAAGUCAUGCUGCAUUUGAGGUGCUGAGCUGCUGUAACUUGAAAUAUGACACAGUGCCAGUUUAUCUGCCUUGACUAGGGCCCUUUAGCAUCUAAAUCACUUUAUUUUGUGCCCCUGUGACAGAGAGCACUUGAUGGUCUACUGCAUAAGAUGAACUGACAGGAUCAGAAAACAUUAGGAAGAAAAAAUGGGCUCCAAGGAGCAUACCUCUACCAGAGUACAGGCCAGGGAGAUGCUGUACGCGUUGCCACUAGAGGUACGUCUCGAUGGGCUAACCAGGGCAACGCUACACGAUGGAGCAGGUUCCCCCUUUGCCUCCUGAAGCAGUAGUUUGCACGAUCCAAUGCAGUGUUUAGGGCCAGCCCCUUGUCUCCCAUUCCUCUGCUGCAGCUCUGUGACCACCAGGUAAGCGCCUAAAGCCACUGUGUGGAAGGGCUGUGAGUGAAUGGGAUAGAACCCAUGAGUUGUGUCUUG
Molecule: messenger RNA, 3666 nt
Organism: Falco peregrinus (peregrine falcon)
Lineage: Eukaryota; Metazoa; Chordata; Aves; Falconiformes; Falconidae
Gene: SLC5A8
Product: solute carrier family 5 member 8
Exons: 15
Coding region: 1-1806 (601 amino acids)
Biological process (GO): propanoate transmembrane transport; sodium ion transport
Cellular component (GO): membrane
Molecular function (GO): organic acid:sodium symporter activity
Source: RefSeq, a predicted model, not a curated record